Molecule: messenger RNA, 193 nt
Organism: Racocetra persica
Lineage: Eukaryota; Fungi; Glomeromycota; Glomeromycetes; Diversisporales; Gigasporaceae
Source: the annotation of a GenBank genome assembly
UCCUCAUAAUGUCGGUUGUGAUAGUCAAAUAAUUACUCAUCCCCAAAUUUUAGCAGCUUCAGGGCAUUUGAAAAAUUUUCAUGACUGGUUGGUAGAAUGCCGCCAGUGUCGCAAAAGAUACCGCCUUGAUAAUUUAAUUAGCACCGAGCAGUUUUCGGCCUUCUUGUCCCAAAAGGAUAAAAAUAAUUAUCAA